AUGUCGAACAACCAGCACACCGUUGUUGCGCUCAAAUCUGCGUUCCUUCGCGCGCAGACGCGCAUCCUCUCACAAGAGCUCCGGCCAUCUGAGCGAUGGCGCGAUGGCACAGAGUCUAUACCCGAGCGCAUCAUACGAGAUGUCACACUUGAAACUAAUCGCCUCAUGCGACGCCACACAAAGACGGCUUACGGUGCACUAUCGAUCCGCUAUGUUGCGGAGCAAAUUGACCAGCUGUACUGGAACCUUGCUGCUCCAGAUAUCGAAGUCAGAGAUGCGAUCGAUGCAGACGACUCUGAGACCACUGGCCUUCUACGAGUUGGAGACGAUCUCACGUUGGACGAUAACAUCGCGAAGCUUCCGCCAACUUGGGAGGAGGCCUCCUCCGACCAAGAGUCUUCGACCGGAGAUGGAGCUACUUAUCAGGAACGAUACUUGGCCGCCAUCACUCAAUUGCAAUCUCUAUCCGCCCAAAGACAGAUGCUCUCGCAAAAGCUAUCUACUUACCGCGCUCUGAUCACCUUGCUCGAGCCAUAUCGUAAGCCACAGGAGAGCAUUCAACCGAAUCUGGUCACUCGAGAUGCCCUGCUCGGUACUGAAUUAGCGAAGACCCGCACCUUGGCCAUUAGAGUGGCUGGGCGGGUUCAAGAACGGUUCGGAGAGAGUCGUGGAGUAGACGAGACGGAGGACCAUGAACAUGAAGCCAUGGAGGAUGUCUUGGACGAUAGCGAGAAGCUGAAGGGCAUCAUGGCGGGGUGGUAG
Mytilinidion resinicola is the source of this 762-nucleotide messenger RNA. RefSeq lists its product as uncharacterized. The record is from RefSeq and is a predicted model, not a curated record. NCBI's taxonomy places the organism in Eukaryota, Fungi, Ascomycota, Dothideomycetes, Mytilinidiales, Mytilinidiaceae. Gene Ontology annotation, cellular component: Mis6-Sim4 complex. Bases 1 to 762 code for a protein of 253 amino acids. The transcript has 3 exons.